GAGAGAGAGAGAGAGAGGGAGGGAGGGAGGGGGUUUGGUAGUUUUCCCCACUUGAUUUUAAACGGCUCUCCCGGUCCCGAUGUCUGUCGCGCGGGGAACCCUGAGCUUUGCCGCUUGACGUUUUGUUAAUCGAAAGGUUUCUCUUUCCCGACCCCAAAGCCCCGGGAUACCGUAGCUGUGAGUGUGUGAGUGUGUGUGUGUGUGUGUCUGCGAUUGAAUGGUAAAGACAGUGUGCCGAGAGCACAGUUAAAAUAAAGACGUCCAGACAGAGAGCGGCAGAGGAGGAGGAGGAGGAGGGAGAAAGACGCGAUCCACAGCAAUGAGGUUGAAACUGGGUUUCAUUUUACGGAGUUUGCUGAUCAUCGGAACUUUCCUGGGUCUGAUCGUGGUCUGGUCCAGGCUCUCGCCUCAGAGCGACGAGGACAACCCUUUCGAGCGGCUGAUGCCAGGAAGAGAUAUCAACAACCACCUGCCAAACGUUCAAGGUAAUGGACAUAUUCUUGGCAAUGACAGAUUUCAGCCUGUUGUUCCUUGGCCUCACGUUGAAGGAGUGGAAGUAGACUUAGAAUCUAUUCGACUGAAAAAUAAAAAUGUACCACAACCUGGUGGCAAUAACCAACAAAAUGCAAUACAGAAACAGUACCUCACCUUCAAACCACAGAAACAUGUUUACUCGGAUCCUGUGCUGAGGUAUGGUGUCCUGGGGAACUUUGAGCCCAAAGAGCCAGAACCUCCUGGUGUUAUCGGUGGUCCUGGAGAAGGAGCAAAGCCUUUUGUAUUGGGUCCUGAGUAUAAAGACACCAUUCAAGCAAGUAUCAAAGAGUUUGGUUUCAACAUGGUGGCUAGUGAUAUGAUCUCUCUGGACCGAAGUAUUAAUGACUUGAGACAUGAAGAGUGCAAGUAUUGGCAUUAUGACGAGAACUUGCUAACAUCUAGUAUCAUUAUCGUCUUCCAUAAUGAAGGGUGGUCGACUCUUAUGAGGACUGUCCACAGUGUUAUCAAGCGGACGCCCAGAAAAUACCUAGCAGAAAUUGUUAUGAUUGAUGACUUCAGUAACAAAGUUCAUUUAAAAGAACGACUGGAGGAAUACCUGAAACAAUGGAAUGGAUUAGUCAAAGUAUUUCGAAAUGAAAGGAGAGAAGGGUUAAUUCAAGCAAGAAGCAUUGGUGCUCAAAAGGCUAAGCUUGGACAGGUGUUAAUAUAUCUUGAUGCACAUUGUGAAGUUGGACCUAACUGGUACGCAUCACUCGUAGCUCCCAUCGCUAAGGACAGAACUGCAUGUACUGUGCCACUCAUAGAUGGCAUAAGUGGAAAUAAUUACCAGAUAUCACCUCAAGGGGGUGGUGACGAAGAUGGGUUUGCUAGAGGAGCAUGGGAUUGGAGCAUGUUGUGGAAGCGUGUCCCUUUGGCCAAGCGGGAGAAGGAAAGGAGAAAACAUAAAACUGAACCGUAUCGAUCCCCUGCCAUGGCUGGGGGGUUGUUUGCUAUUGAAAGAGAUUUCUUUUUUGAACUGGGGCUGUAUGAUCCUGGUCUUCAGAUCUGGGGAGGUGAAAACUUUGAAAUAUCCUACAAGAUUUGGCAAUGUGGAGGGAAACUGUUGUUUGUGCCUUGCUCUCGUGUUGGUCACAUAUAUCGUUUGCAUGGGUGGGGCGGAAACCCACCACCUGCUCACAUUGGCUCAUCCCCAACGUUGAAGAAUUAUGUCCGUGUUGUAGAAGUGUGGUGGGAUGAUUACAAAGACUAUUUCUAUGCAAGUCGUCCAGAAACAAAGGCCCUGGCUUAUGGAGAUAUAUCUGAGCUGAAAAAGUUUCGCGAAGAGCACAACUGCAAGAGUUUUAAAUGGUUCAUGGAAGAAAUAGCUUAUGAUAUUCCAGAUCAUUAUCCAUUGCCACCUAAAAAUAUGGAAUGGGGAGAGAUCAGAGGUUUCGAAUCUGAUUACUGCAUAGACAGUAUGGGCCAUACCAAUGGUGGAUUUGUUGAGCUGGGACCUUGCCACAGAAUGGGAGGAAACCAGCUGUUUCGAAUUAAUGAAGCUAAUCAAUUGAUGCAGUACGAUCAGUGUCUAUUGAAAGGACCUGAUGGAUCAAAAGUUAUGAUUGCACAUUGUAACAUGAAUGUAUAUAAAGAAUGGCAAUACUUCAAGGCCAUGAACAGAUUCACGCACAUUUCUACUGGCAAGUGCUUGGACCGCUCUGAAGUUCUUCACCAGGUCUUCAUAGCUGACUGUGACUCUGCAAAAACAACACAAAAAUGGGAGAUGAAUAACAUUUUAGCAGUAUAGAACCAUGUCCUAUAUGUACAAGAUCAAAAAUAAUCUGUAUAUUGCUGCAAACAAAUUAUGUACAGCUCAAAGAAUGUAAAUAUUUUUGACACCCUUUUCCUUUUGAAGGAUCUAAGUAAACUGUGAUAAUGUAACAUUCUAGUCAACCAUGCAAUUAUAAAAGUUUGUUACCUUAAAAAUUCUUAGAUGUUUACAACUUAUUCUUCAGUCAUCUUAAGAUGUGUUGUAUCUUAGUAGUAAGAUACAACUCUACUCUUUUGGGAUUACACUCAGGGGCGCUAAAAAAUGGUAGCUUUUUCUUAAUAGGUUUGUUUCAGUUAGGUAUGAUUUUUUCAGGAUUAUCUACUUUCCCGACUGGAUGAGCGCUGGAUAUUGAACUUUGGUUGUAAUUUGUAUAUUCUUUGUAACAGCCACAAAAUAGUUUCAGUGAUAUUUUUUCCAUUGUUUUUCCUAUUUUUACACGUUCAGACACAGAAACCUACAGGUGAGAUGUUAAACCAACGUGUGUUUAAGUGGAUGUCAGAUCUCAUGGUUUUGCACUAUUUCAAAGAUUCGGGAGUUCUGGCCAAUGUUUCUCUCCCAUCCAAUUUCAUUUAUGAAUUUAUUUCUGAGGUAUUGCUGGUGUGUUUGCCUGCAUAACAAUCACUGUGCUUCAAAGUAAUGUUGCUUACAGUGGUUUGAGCUGUUUUAAUGUUAUGAAUCAAAUUCAUUUAAUAGGUUCUAAUGAAUCAGAAUCUUCUAGCUCUGAGGAUGUUUUUGUUGAGUCCCACCUGUAGCUUUCCAGCAUUGUGCAUCAUUCUGUUCCAGCCCUAACCUGAUUUAUUGAACUCUGAAUCUGAUCAACAUUUCUACUAUUAUCUUCCUUAAAUGAUAUGCCACAAAAAUGUUUCAAAUCUACGUGCUUUGCUGUUAUAUAGUGAACACCUGAAAGCUUUACGCUGCUUUAUAACCACCCGACUUUAUUGCAGUAAUUAACUAAAUUAACUGAUACUAGUUAAUGAGUGCAACAUUUGUUUAACCCUAAAGACUGUGAACAAACUUCAAAUUAUCAAGUGUUCCCAAUACUUGUUAGACAAAGGAACAUGGGAAAUUAGCUGAUCUUGAUUAAAUCUGUGCCUUAUUGAAAAAUAUUUUUCUAUUAUGUACUUGAAAGUUCGUAGGGAUAAAGGUAUUUAACUUAAUAGUUGAAUGCAGCAAUUGAUUGCAGGGAAAAUAAGUUAUGUUUUUUUAAUAAAGGUAUCUCAACCACUAUCAUGUUGAUUUGUAUUGCCAUGAACUUCCACCCAGAAGCUCUAAUGUUCAUACUGUGCUUCACCAGCUGCUAUUUGUAAAUGACUGGAUAGGGGGCUCAAAAUUAUCUGUCAACAUACUUCGUUUGUGAUUGAAUAUGUUUUACUUUCCUAUUUUUGUCAGUUAAGCAAACUGUUGAUUUAUUGUAAAUACAGAUUUUCACAAAUAUCAAUUUCUGUACAAAUUGUACAAUUUGGGGGUAUUUUAAUGGAAUAAAAUUUGGGAAUUAAGAAUUGUGCUUUAGUUCUCAAAAUGCAAGGUAAA
Molecule: messenger RNA, 3835 nt
Organism: Callorhinchus milii (elephant shark)
Lineage: Eukaryota; Metazoa; Chordata; Chondrichthyes; Chimaeriformes; Callorhinchidae
Gene: galnt7
Product: UDP-N-acetyl-alpha-D-galactosamine: polypeptide N-acetylgalactosaminyltransferase 7
Exons: 12
Coding region: 320-2281 (653 amino acids)
Cellular component (GO): Golgi apparatus
Source: RefSeq, a predicted model, not a curated record